Molecule: messenger RNA, 3802 nt
Organism: Tachysurus vachellii
Lineage: Eukaryota; Metazoa; Chordata; Actinopteri; Siluriformes; Bagridae
Exons: 8
Coding region: 126-1340 (404 amino acids)
Biological process (GO): positive regulation of GTPase activity; endoplasmic reticulum to Golgi vesicle-mediated transport
Cellular component (GO): endoplasmic reticulum membrane
Molecular function (GO): GTPase activator activity
Source: RefSeq, a predicted model, not a curated record
UCCUGUCAUCAUGUGUGGUUGAGUCACCGGCUUUGAAACGGAGCUGUUUUAACUUUCAGUGUGUUUUUAUUACAGAAUUAAAAUAGUUUCAUGAUUUUAUUAUUCAUCAGAUUUUAACGUGGGAGAUGAAAAAGGUGAAAAAACGCCAGCAGCUGAAUGGGAACAGAGCGACACCUGGGAGACCGGAAGAUCACAUGUCCUGGAGGAAGCAGAAGCUAGCAGACAUCCAGCAGGCUCUGAUCAGCGACCCUGUGGACAUCGAGACCCUGCGCAGUGCAGCUGUCAGCGAGGGAGGCUUGUUGACGGAUGACGUGCGAAGAAAAGUUUGGCCCAAGCUCCUUAACAUCAAUGUGUUUGACCUUCCUGCCAAGCCUGCUAAAAAUAUCCGCGAGAACCACAAAGACUACAACCAGGUGCUUCUCGAUGUCAGACGCUCCAUGCGCCGAUUCCCGAGAGGGAUGCGGGCUGAUGAGAGGGCAGUGCUUCAGGAGCAGCUGAUUGACAUCAUCCUUGACGUUCUGAGGAGAAACCCUCAGCUGCACUACUACCAGGGCUACCAUGAUAUAGUGGUCACCUUCCUGCUGGUGGUAGGAGAGCGCAUGGCCAUAGCGAUGGUGGAGAAGCUGUCCAAUCAUCAUCUCAGGGACUUUAUGGACCCCACCAUGGACAAUACCAAACACAUCCUGAAUUACCUGAUGCCCAUUCUGGAGCAGGUCGACCCCGAGCUACACAACUUCAUGCUGAGAGCUGAGGUCGGGACUAUCUUUGCUCUCAGUUGGCUGAUAACGUGGUAUGGCCAUGUCCUGUCAGACUUCCGGCAUGUUCUUCGGCUCUACGAUUUCUUCCUGGCCUCCCAUCCGCUCACGGCCAUUUACUUUGCUGCUGUGAUUGUGUUGUAUCGUGAGCGGGAGGUGAAGAGCAGUGAGUGUGACAUGGCCAGUGUUCAUCACCUGCUCUCUCAGAUUCCUCAGGACCUUCCAUACGAGCAGCUCAUCUCACACGCACACAAACUCUUCACCCUCUACCCUCCCGCCCAGCUCGCCUGCUCCACCACUCUGCAGUCCUUCAACAGCAUUGCCAUCAGUACCUUUCAGGACUUCCAGACAUCCACUCAAAAGCAGCGACCUGAUUCCAUCCUUCGGCAGCAACGUCAGCAUCCUCACCAGCACCAAGAUGCCCGCCUUGCCCUGGCCCACCCCCAGAUCGCUCAACCCAGCGGCACACAGCAGCUCAUCAGGAUGGCUGUGUGGGGCAUUUCAGCUACACUUGGUGCGGCUGCCCUGGCUGUCGCACAGACUGCCAUAGACUGGGCACCAGACUUUCUCCUGCAGCUGUUCUGACCUCCAGAGAGAGUGUCUGUGUCUGUGUGUGUGUGUCUGUGUGUGUGUGUGUGUGUGUGUGGUUCAUGCACCAAAUUCAGAGCGAGUUACCAGUAAACCCGUCUUCUGCUAUCAGGUACCAGAAACACGUCGUACAGAUAUACGAUAGGUGCAAAAAAAAAAAAAAAAAACCCAUAGGUUUAUUUAGCAUUUUGCUCCUUUGCAGUUCUACAUUCUGCCAAGCUAAUAUUAGGAGUAUGAAAGGUGGCGGAUGGGUUUUUGUAAUGAUAAGCAUUUCUCAACGCCUUUCCAUCAGCAGAAUGUCGAAGGGAAAAAGUGCGCCGAUAGCGGAUUCCAAACAGCAGCAGACGUACAGAUUAUUAAACCUUUUUUUUUUUUUUUUUUCUUUUCCUCCUCUUUUCCCUCCUUCCUCUCUCCACCGCUGAAGGACUUCGCGGUGGAGUGAAAGAAACAGCUCAUUGAGAUGAGAAGAGACGAGUGCGAGCAGGUGGGUUUCUUUGGUCUGUGGAGAAUAAAGAGCUCGGCCUGCAGUGAACGCCGCACUCGAACACAAAAACACACGCACGCCCGUGCGCGCACGCACACACACACACACACACAAACUACACGCAUAUAGAAAACACACACAGAUACACACACGCAUCCAUCUGUUACAUUUACAAAUUGAGCCAGUCAUCAAUCAUUCUCAAGCAAGAACCACUUGGAGGAGAGAGGCUUCAAAGUCUAAAAAAAAAAAAAUUAAAUAAAUAAUAAAACACAACCUCGGGAAAGGCUCCGGAACUUCCUUAUCGGAAUUGCUGCCGUCUUCUCUAUGUAAAACCCGAGCUGCUUGAAUCCCAGGCAAAGCAAAUGGAUGACUCAAGCCUUAGCAGCAGCAUCUCUCAAAUCUUGAGCUCCUCACUCUUUUUCUCAGACGAUUACCUGCCUUCACUUCCCCUGCGGCCCUUCUGAGAUUUUAACGAGACGUUUCCAACGCACACUUACUUACAGGAGAAUAUAAAUCCGUCCAAAGAGAUUAAGCGGCUUGCCUUUUCCACGGCCCCGUACGCGCACUUUAUUGUCUCUGUCAUAAACACAGAGGCGAAGAGGCUGACGAGCCGAGGUUGAAUUACAGCGUCGAACGCAGCCCGAAGCACCGGAUGCUCUUCUCUAUUAGUGCCAUAGAGAGAGAGAGAGCUGUGGAGCAGCUGUUUAUCUACAAGACAGCUCUAUGAGAAACUCAUCUUGUAAAUUCUACUGCCAAAAAAAUGUGGAAAAGUUUCACUUCUGGAAACGUCAGUCUUCGUUUUCUCACUUUCUUCAUAUUCAGUUAAUUAUACACCCAGCUAGAAAUGCCCCAAUCGGCUGCUUUUAAUGUGAUUUUAAUUCAGCCCUCAUGGCUGUUGGCAAGUUUUUGGUCUUUUCUUUUCUUUCCUUUCUGCCUAAUUUUUUUGCCAAAUGUGUCAACAAAAUGUGGAUAAAAUACGAAUAACAGGAUGCGCGUCUGCACCUGUAGAACCAUGUGGAAAAAUUGGAGGGAAAACCUACCGAACGCUCGGGUCUGGUAUGAAGAGUAAUCAAGCAACAGAAAUGCAAUCAAUUUUAUGAUUAUUGCCGGUGUAAUGAGCGCACCGAGAGAACGUGCGCCUCGUAAUUUAUAAUUUGUUGGAUAUUUUUGCGCAGACCUUGUUAUUAUUACUGUUUACUCUCUUCUUAAUCGGUGCUCUAACGGCGGAUGCCGUAGUUCUCUUUACAUUAGUAGGUGCAGGCUGCUCAUCUCGACUAGUAUCAAGUCAGAUCUCGGUGCAACUGGAUCCAGGAAAACAACAACAAAGACGAAAACUCAAGUGUUGACUGGAGACGAAGAGCAAUCUGAAAUAGAUUUCACCACAAUGACCAUGGAAAUGUGGGUUUUUAUUGUGUAUAAAUAUAGAUUCUUUUAAUCCUAGGCUUCCUGCUGUGAUCGUGUUGGGUAAAGAGCCAGAUGAACAAACACAGCAGUAAAAUGUCAGUCUGCCUAAAGAUGUCUAAAACCUUCCUAGCUAUGUCUGGUUUCCUCACACGGCGAAUAUGACGCUUUGAUCGAGUUUGUUGGAUUCAGUUUAAAGUCAAAUAUACCGAAUGUCAAAAUGUCCACGAAGCACCUCCACUGCAGUCAGAAUGCAGUCUUUUAAACACGGUUUGCUUUUUUAUCACCAGAUUUUUAAUAAGUACUGUAUUUAAAUGGCAUUUCCUACCACUGAUUUUAAUGUUUGGAUUGAUUCAUUGUAGGUUUUAAACAAUUCUGUGCGAAAUUCAAACCAUGCAGCAGAUAUAUGAACAAAACUAAGCAAAAAGGUUUUGUUUGUUUUAUUGAUGUUUAUUGUUGUUUAUUGAUGUUUAUUGAGGCAUUUCGUAACUUGCGUAACAUUUCGUAAUCUGAGCUGCUUGUACUGUAAACUAUAACACUAUUUUUUUUUUUGAAAGAGAAUGGGUCAUUUGAA